AUGACGAUGCAAGGAGGUCAAACCGUCACAAACUUAGACAUCGCUAAGGCUUUUGAUCGGGUCCGCCACAAGGCACUUCUAUCGAAGCUAAAGAAAGCGCUGUGCACUUGGAUCGCCAGCUUCCUUUCCGAGCGGAGCUUGAAAGUCUAUGUAGACGGAUUGUGCUUGGACACCAUGCUCAUUAACGCCGACGUUCCGCAAGGAUCUGUGCUGUCGCCAACCUUGAAAGCAGUAACUCUCAAGAAGGUGAACAGCAAAUAUGUGCUAAAAUCCACCCUAACGCCUCGACUAGCAAGAAAAGAGCUCCAAAAAGAACUUCAAGACUCGUCACCGCAGCUCUCGAAAUCGCGGUCGUGUACCUCGCUUAACCAGGAGACCAGCUCCGACCCUGCCGGUCCAGCUGGAUACAAUAAUUACCUUACAGUGCACAGUUUCCCGUCUGCACUCAAUCUGCCGAUAAUCACAACUCAAAGUUACGACGACCAGACUGGGCGUGCUCCUACAAGCCCCGGCAGCGAUGGCUCCGACGAACCUCCGAAGCCACAUACGUGGACCACCAUGACCCCCCAGGAAAUUGCAACUUGGAUCGACAAACGUUCUCGCGUUCUUUUCCCUUGCAUGUUCAUUUGUUUCAAUCUCAUUUAUUGGACAUUCGUUUACUGUCUGUGAUUCAAGUAAAAAAUAGGUAUUCAUGUCCUAAUUAAGGCUUGAGUUGAGCAGGGCGAAUCAGAUUCAAAUUCAGAGGCAGGCAUCAAGUUCUUUACUCGAAGAAGCCUAGAAUUGCGGCAAUAGACGUUUAUUCGACUGUUCCUUUUAAUCAAUCACAGGAAAAGUCGUGAGCUCUAUGGUCCAAAACUGUAGGUUCUCGAACAACAUAAAUAUACGUUUAAAUACGCAUUGCUUUAAGUCUGCUAAUCGCGAUCUCUCAUCUGUACAAUCUGUUCUCCCAGCUCUGCUGGCACUGCAAUUGCUGUCCACGACAUACAAUCUUUGUCAUCAUACAAAGUCAAUCAUACAAAGUUUUCUGUUAAAUAUUUUUUAUUCUAUCGCCCAUCGCGCCAAUUUUUUGAAAGGUUGUACUGCUGGAUCAAGAUUUAAAUUUAAAGUUAAAAAAUGGAUUUUUGAUAAAAAUGCUUUGAAGAGAAAAAUAAAAAAUGAAAUUAAACAAUUGUGAAUUAACAAAAGAAACGUUAAAAAGU
Molecule: messenger RNA, 1199 nt
Organism: Hyposmocoma kahamanoa
Lineage: Eukaryota; Metazoa; Arthropoda; Insecta; Lepidoptera; Cosmopterigidae
Exons: 3
Coding region: 1-669 (222 amino acids)
Biological process (GO): monoatomic ion transport
Cellular component (GO): membrane
Source: RefSeq, a predicted model, not a curated record